Molecule: messenger RNA, 2589 nt
Organism: Chaetomium globosum CBS 148.51
Lineage: Eukaryota; Fungi; Ascomycota; Sordariomycetes; Sordariales; Chaetomiaceae
Exons: 4
Coding region: 1-2589 (862 amino acids)
Source: RefSeq, a predicted model, not a curated record
AUGGUCAAGCUAGACUACGACCGGGAUUACUAUGCAGACCUCGAGCUGACCGCGGCGGCGGACACUGCUGAGGUCAAGAAACAAUUCAAAAAACUAGCGCUCAAAUUCCACCCUGACCGCAACCCCGGCAAGGAGGACGAGGCCAAGGAGAAGUUCCUAGUUAUUCAGUCCGCCCACGAGAUCCUCACAGACCCAGCCACCAAACUAAAAUUCGAUGCCUACCGACAGCGGACGUCGAGGUACCCGGGGCCGUCCGGAGUCCGGGGCAACCCUUGGCAGUACGCUGCGCACGAGGUUAACCAGAAGUACGGCGCUCCCCCAAGACGGCCUCAGAUGCCAACGCGGCCGCCCGCGCCGACAGCAGCGGCGUCGGCAAAACCCUGGGAUUGGGCGCAUAAAGCAAAAUCCAAGACGGACACUACGAGGCCGAAUAUGGAAGCGUGGGACCGCGCGAGACCGCAGAGCAAACCGACCCAGCCCGGCCCUACAGCAGCUCCCGGGCCCAGCGCACGCCCGCCCAAGCCGCCUCCAAGGGAGCCAUCCGCUGCACGGACGGCGUCGCAAGCCAGGCGCCAAGAGGCGGCAUUCGGGAGAAAGGCGGGAUAUGUCCCGGGAUCGCCCAUGGGGGACGAACCGCCGGUCAGGAACCAGCACUACAACAGCGCCAGCGCGAAUGCUCCCCAGGCGAGCAAACCCCGGCCAGCAUCUGCCUAUGUCGAUCCACUGAGUUCCCAGUUUGGCGACACAUUCCUCGACAAUCGCCAGCGCACGCCGUACGCCGCUAAUGUCGGCGAGAAGACCAACCCGUUCGAACCGCUCAAUGUUAACCGCGCUAAGAGCAUGAGGGAUGGGGCAAGGAGGUUCCAAGACGGCGCCGAAGACGCCCCCCCGCCCCCGCCUCCUCGGCAGCGGAGCGCGAGCACGGGCUCGGAAAACCUUAAGAGGGCGGCCACCGAGAACCCAAGCCCCAGCGAGCAGAGCGCCAACCCCGGGUUCCAAUACCAGUCUCGCGCAAGCGCCCGGUACAGCCGCGCAGCGACGGUGAACGGUUAUGGCUCGGAUCAGCAAUCAAGGAAUGGCACCAAAGUGUAUGGCUCUCCUUUUUUUACCAACCCCCUCAACCUCAAUACGAUGCGUUCCGCCGGAUUAAAUCCCAAAACAUCGCACUCGAGUGGCCGUGCUGGUGUGGGUUCGGCACCCCUGAACAUGUUCGACUUCCCAGCCUACAGGGUUGCAAGCACCGUUCGUCCAUCUCCCAGUGGAGAGGGACCAAGUCCUACCGCCAAUGCUUUUGAGAGGACAUUGCAAGCGCAGCUACAACAUCUUCUACGCACGACGGGGAUGCCGGCCCAGACUACAAUGCCACCAAAGAGGAGAGAGUUCACUAGCAAUCGGUAUACUAAAGGCGUCUACCACAAUAGUUUCACAGUCCCUAACGAUGAUCCGAACGCCGCGGCUAACCACACCCGCUUCAACCGAAACAGCGCCGAUAAUAUCAACACGCGGUUUGUAGCGGAGGAGAAGGGAGGUCCUAACUUUCAGUUCAGCGCGGGCGCGGCAGGGUCGGCAGACGAUGGUUUCACCCGGGCGAAACAGCGCGCUCGGGCCGGGCAACAAUCCCCGUUGAGGAACGAGUUCACUGCGUCGGCCGAAGCCGUCAAUAAUGGUGCCCAACAGGCCGAGCCCGCCAAGAAGCAGGGCGACUUUGUACCCGAGGAAUGGAAGGAGGCGUUCGGUCCUCAUGUUUUUGUGCCUCCGCAGCCUGGCAAACCAUCGACUUCACCCACGCGACCCCUACGGCCGAUUAAGAAACCACGGCCGGUCCGGAUGACGGCGGGUACAGCGGGGAUGGUGGACGAGGAGGAGACCAGCGGGGAGGACAAGGGCAAAGGGGCAAGCACACCAUCCUCUGGGAUUAACGGCAACAAGAGUCCAAAUGCCAUGGACAUCGACACUCCGCCUCCCGAGCCCGCGGACGGGCAAGCCAACAUCCCCCGGAAUAUCCACGUCGAGCCCACAAAACCCGAGUGGCGGCCAGGCAACGGUGCCACCGCCGAGCCCAAACCCAACACAGGGCUCAAGGCCCCCAAACUCACCCCGACUUCAGCCGGCUCCGAAGACGCCGAAGACUUCGGCCGCCCCGUGUUCUCUGAAUUCCGAAACGUCGAACCCUUCGCUCCGCCGAAGCCCUCCGGUCUAGGCUCCUUCGCAGAUCUCGGCUCCAACCUGCCAUUCCCGAGCCGGCCCUCGGCCAAGAUCCCGCUCGCCACCCCAUCUUUGCACCCACACCAGCAGCCCCGAGAAGCCCCCGGCCAAGCAUCUCGACAUCCCCACCCCGCCGCCUACAUGGGGCUGUGGUUCGAGUUCAACCGCCGCGUCACCGACCACUUCGCCGCGCGGCAGCGCCAGAACGAAGGGAACGGCCUCGCCUGGCUGAAUACCGUGGGCGAUGGCGGGGUCAGCGAGUACCUGAAGGCUGUCGAGGUGGAUAAAUAUGUGCGGCAGAAGUGGAUGGCGGCGUGCGAGGCGCAUGAGCUGCACUUUAGGGAGUUUUUGGGGGUGCGGGAGAGGAUUUUGGCGGGGAAUUAA